Messenger RNA from Electrophorus electricus (electric eel), 3356 nucleotides. It is a transcript of the gene hic1l, whose product is annotated as hypermethylated in cancer 1 like. Gene Ontology annotation, biological process: regulation of transcription by RNA polymerase II. Gene Ontology annotation, cellular component: nucleus. Lineage: Eukaryota; Metazoa; Chordata; Actinopteri; Gymnotiformes; Gymnotidae. The record is from RefSeq and is a predicted model, not a curated record. Gene Ontology annotation, molecular function: protein binding; DNA-binding transcription factor activity, RNA polymerase II-specific.
CAGGCUGCUAAGAUGGCGUUUUGAUGACGACGCGAGAAACGAGGACCCCUGCCCUUGUUCGAAAGUUACCUCAAUGAAAAACAUCAAGGGCAGGAGAUGGAGCUCUCAAAUUAUGCCAGUCAACUGCUGCUUCAGCUUAACCAGCAGCGCUCCAAGGGCUUCCUUUGUGACGUUGUCAUAAUGGUAGAGAACACACUCUUUCGUGCUCACAAAAGCAUCCUUGCUGCUACCAGCAGCUACUUCAAAUCCCUGGUGCUUCAUGAUAACCUCAUCCACCUCGACUCAGAGGUGGUGGAGCCAGCUGUGUUCCAGAAGAUUCUGGACUUCAUUUAUACCGGCAAGCUUUGUGAUGAGAGUCAGGGAACUGACCCUGUGCAGAAUCUGAGCUCCCUUCUGGCAGUUGCUAACUACCUUCAGCUCCCUGACCUUGUGAGUCUGUGUUCCAGCAGGCUGGAGCCAAGCAAGGCCUCCUCACGAAGGCAGCCUUUUUCCCCCACCUCAAAGAGCUUGGCCAAGCGAGAGUCGGGCGACGCUUCAUCCGAUGCCGACGCGUACACUAGCAUGGUCCCUCCAAAAAAGAGAAAUAAUGGUCAGAGCAAGCGCAUCCAUAAUAACAAGCUGAGCUUUGGGCUGGAUUUGACCAAAAGGAGCUCCUCCCUCUGUGCUGCCAUUUCCCUGAGUAACGAGCUUGGCAGCGUGCAGGCUUACUCUCGGGCCUCCCUUUCCAGGAAAACUGCCAGCAGUAUUCCAUCAGGUGUGGAGGCGACGUGCUCUCUGGAGAAAACAAGUGGCCUGGCUUCCUUCGAUGGAGCGCAGAACUGGAGAAGAACCCCUCCCAGGGAGCGGUCCAGGAGGAAAGGCAACGUUAACGGUUAUUUCCCUGUGAUCAAGGGCGGAAGCCAGACCCUUGUUUUACUGCCGGAUGAGAAGGAAGGCCGUGAUGAGAAUGCCCCCGAUGGACCAGAGGACAGAGUGUCUAGCGAUGCCAGCCCUAACUUUGUCUAUCGUGAGGAGUCCUACAUCAAACCGUCUCAGGGGGACAACCCUUAUGUCUGCAUCCCCUGUGGAAAGGGCUUCCCAUCUUCAGAAAGCCUCAACUCCCACGUGGAGACCCACAUAGACAUGGAUCUUGCUCGGGAGGAAGAGGAAGGGGUUGAAGAUCCUGCUGCCACUGAGGUGUCACAAGAAGCCCCAGAGGCUGCGGAUAAAACCCCCCCGAAGGCCCAACGAGAGCUGGAUGCCUUGCGUCCGUUCCCCUGUGACAUCUGUGGCAAGAUGUUCACACAGCGUGGCACCAUGACGCGUCACAUGCGUAGCCACCUGGGUCUGAAGCCGUUUGCCUGCGAGGAGUGCGGCAUGCGCUUUACACGCCAGUACCGCCUCACCGAGCACAUGCGUGUGCACUCGGGGGAGAAGCCCUAUGAGUGUCAGAUCUGUGGAGGCAAGUUUACACAACAAAGAAACCUCAUUAGCCACAUGCGAAUGCAUACCUCAUCAACCUAGGCGAGGAGUGAGAGAGUGUAGUCGGGUUACGCUCAAAUGAAUGUUGGGGCAAAUAGUUCAAACCUCUUAAAAGAGCUUUUUGGUCUGAUAAAAUAUUACCUCAUGUAGUUACAGUAAGUUAUCGUCUCUGAGUAUAUACUUGUGGUACCUUUUUUUUUUUUUUUUUUUUUUUUUUUUUUUUUUUUUUUUGAACGAGUGAAUGUAACACUCAAAUGUCAUUUCUGAGUCUUUUACAGUUAAAAUGCAGGACUUUUUGUUAUUGUGCUUUAUUGAGAUAAAACAAAAGUCUUGUUUACUUGAAUACACUUUCAAACGUUGCUACCUCAGCUUUGAGCUCCCAAACCCUCAAAUGCUAGCCCUUUGAGAUUGUUCACUACACAGUCUGAAGUUAUUCUUCAAAAAUGGUUGGUUUUAUUUUUGGGGGUUUUUUUUUUGUUUUGUUUUUUUAUUGCUCCACUUAGCAUCUGACAUGAAUCCAAAACAAACUGUAAUGAUUGACUCACAAGAGGAACAUUCACUGCCUGCAUUACAGUGAGAAGGACAGAUUAAAAUCCAAUAUAGAUUUCUUUAAACAAGGAUUGUUUUCUAAUGGGGGUUAGUGGGGCAAGGGUUAUUACCUGAUGAGUUUCAAGGAGCAUUGAGGCAUGUCUGAUGUACAGUUCCAAAGAAAUAAUGAAUGUUGAAAGGUAAACAAAUACUGUAUUACUAUAACCAAAUCUAUAUUCUUUCAAUAUAUGUAUUUAAGUGUAAGUCUAAUUUAUGUGUUUCUUCAGUUUUACCUCUUAGUCCUUCUACCCAUGCCUUUAUCAUUGGGUUUAUUCAGUGUAAAAUGUUGAUUCUUUAUGAUUUUCCCUGUGCGUGAAACCUUGCGUUUAUACAGCUGUUGUUGUUAUGAGACCAAAAGGACUGUCUGUGAACUAUUGAACUAUUGUAAAUAACUUUUCAGUGUCUUGAAGAAAUUUCUUGAUUGCUAACUGAGUCCAGGGUUAUGAUGGUUAUUGCAUGAACUCUUUAGUUCAUAAUACUUGGUUGCUCCUUCAAAAUAGUCAGUCAGAACACUGUUUGGCAGGGGAGAGGGGGAGAGGGGUGAGUCUUGUUUUUUUUAUUGAAACAAGCCAGACUUAACUGUUACUUUUCAACUACCUCGUCCGUCCCCCCCCCCCCCCCUUUCCAUCUUAAGCAUGUUGACAGCCUCUCCAAACCACAUCCCUGCCCCUCAACCCAUUAGAAGCAGUCAGCAUAGUUUGUACGGAAAAUCUCAUAAAGCACAAAAUACUGCCCUGUUAUCGCAUAGAGUUUGAUUGAAUGAAUGUUCUUUCUCAUUUUAUCCACACCCAAACAAGGAGUUUACUCUAGGGUAAUUAUCAAGGAUGCUGGCUGUACUACCAUGGAAUGUUGAAAUAUGCAGGAACUUUUUGAUUCCUGAUGGACUUGAAACCGAUCUGCAAAACUGUGAUGCUUGGACUAUUUUCCACUGGAAACCUCAGGGAUUGUGUUUGGGCACAUCUGCCCUUUUAUAUCACAAAGCGCCAAUUUCCGAUAUUUUUGCAGCUAUGUUUCAGUGUUUGAUCACUACUUUCACACGUUAAUACGCAGAAGCAUUCUUUACAAGUAACACAAUAAGCCUUCAUAAGGCAUGGCAGCUCAGAUCUGUAGUCUGCUUUCCAUUUGCAGUAUAUUUUAAUAAUCAUGUUAAAUAACAUGAAUUUCAUAUGCAUUUGGAAAGAAUAUCAAAAACCAUUGUUCAAAGAAUAUGAAUUGUGAUUUGUUGAAUACCAAAGCACAUUUUCCCAAAAAAGUAUGGAUACAUAUGUACUUGAUAUGAUACUUAUAAAUAAAUGCUGUUAAGAUAA